UUGUCUGAUCUCCAGUUGGAUUCAAUUGUUGAUUGAAGUGAGAAGUGUGCUCGCUUCCAUUUGCACUUGCUCAUUGGCCAAGUGCUGGUAUCAAUUCUCGAUGUGAAGUCUGCAUAAUCGUUGAGGAACUAAAUGAGAAAGGGAACGGAAACUUGUUUCCAUUCUUUGGGUCUGAAGUUAUUUCGAAUCGAAGGUGGUACAUUAUGCUAUCAUUGUUCUGUUCAGUUGCUCUGAGAACCCCAUUGUGCGCAGCCCAAGUGUGCCACAGAGUUCAAGAUGGAGCACUUGUUUGAGGUCCGCGAGCUGAAGUUCACCGACCCUACGAAUUCAUCAUCUGUGAUAACCAUGUCCUUCCCGGUAGCCAACAAGACCUUUCUUCAAGCCAUUCAAAGUGCCAAUGAACAACUCUACACUGGGAUUGCCCUCAUCUUCCUCUCCAUUGGGCUGCUGUCCUUAAGUUUCAUCCUCAUGUACAUGUGGCUCUUGAAUCGACGCAAGAAAACCGAGCAUAUUCAAAUCAUUGAGGAACAACAGAUGGCCAAUCAUGGACCAUUUCCUCGUCGGAUUGACCACCAAAAGUUUGUCGACACACCGCCACCCUAUUAUAAUGACUCGCUAAAUCACGCGUACAAUCCAUAGCGGUGGCCAGAUGAAUGGAUGUGGAUGUGAUUUUGGAAUAUAUUGCGUCUGGUGGUGGGGGAAAUCCUAAGAAAACAUGUGACUGGCGAAUUGAAAUGUGAUUUAGCAACUGUGAUAUACUCUGCAAUAAAGUAUCAAGGACA
Tigriopus californicus is the source of this 782-nucleotide messenger RNA. RefSeq lists its product as uncharacterized. Bases 277 to 639 code for a protein of 120 amino acids. Lineage: Eukaryota; Metazoa; Arthropoda; Copepoda; Harpacticoida; Harpacticidae. The record is from RefSeq and is a predicted model, not a curated record. The transcript is spliced from 2 exons.